This is a messenger RNA of Pterocles gutturalis (yellow-throated sandgrouse), 2526 nucleotides long. It is a transcript of the gene CLCN6, whose product is annotated as chloride channel, voltage-sensitive 6. NCBI's taxonomy places the organism in Eukaryota, Metazoa, Chordata, Aves, Pterocliformes, Pteroclidae. Gene Ontology annotation, cellular component: intracellular membrane-bounded organelle; lysosomal membrane. Gene Ontology annotation, biological process: chloride transport; transmembrane transport. Gene Ontology annotation, molecular function: voltage-gated chloride channel activity. The transcript has 22 exons. The annotation marks the transcript as partial. The record is from RefSeq and is a predicted model, not a curated record.
ACAAUCCUAGGAGAAACUCAUGAAGAGGAGGAUGAGAUCCUUCCACGCAAGGACUAUGAGAGCUUGGAUUAUGAUCGCUGUAUCAAUGACCCGUACUUGGAAGUUUUGGAGAGCAUGGACAACAAGAAAGCCCAGAGAUAUGAAGCAGUGAAAUGGGUGUUGGUUUUUGCUAUUGGAGUCUGCACAGGACUGGUGGGCCUUUUUGUGGAUUUCUUUGUACGGCUCUUUACCCAGCUCAAGUUCCAGGUGGUACAAAGCUCGGUGGAAGAAUGCACUGAGAAAGGCUGUCUUGCCCUGUCCUUGCUGGAGCUGCUGGGGUUCAACCUGACCUUUGUUUUUCUUGCCAGUCUUCUGGUCCUGAUCCAACCUGUAGCAGCUGGAUCAGGAAUUCCUGAAAUUAAGUGCUACCUCAAUGGGGUGAAGGUUCCAGGGGUUGUGCGUCUCCGGACAGUGGUGUGCAAAGCUAUGGGAGUGCUCUUCAGUGUGGCAGGAGGUCUUUUUGUCGGGAAGGAGGGUCCAAUGAUUCACAGUGGUGCUGUCGUGGGUGCGGGUUUGCCACAGUUCCAGAGCAUCUCUUUGAGGAAGAUCCAAUUUAACUUUCCAUAUUUCCGCAGUGACAGGGAUAAAAGGGAUUUUGUAUCUGCUGGAGCUGCUGCAGGGGUUGCGGCUGCCUUUGGAGCCCCAAUUGGGGGCACUCUUUUCAGCUUGGAAGAAGGUUCCUCCUUCUGGAACCAGGGACUUACAUGGAAGGUGCUUUUCUGUUCCAUGGCUGCCACCUUCACCCUGAAUUUCUUCCGCUCUGGGAUUCAGUUUGGAAGCUGGGGAUCUUUCCAGCUCCCUGGGCUGCUGAACUUUGGGGAGUUUAAGUGCUCCGAAUCUGAUAAGAAAUGCCACCUCUGGACAGCUGUGGACUUGGGCUUCUUCAUUCUGAUGGGGAUUGUGGGAGGCCUUCUUGGAGCCACCUUCAACUGCCUGAACAAGAGACUUGCGAAAUACCGCAUGCGGAACGUGCAUCCCAAGCCAAAGCUGGUCAGAGUCUUGGAGAGCCUGCUGGUGUCGUUGACUACCACGGUCGUGGUCUUUGUAGCCUCUAUGGUUCUGGGAGAAUGCCGGCAGAUGUCUUCCAACAGUCAUAGUGGCAAUGACACUCUGAGCCUGCAGGCUAUGUCAGAGGAUGUGAAUUCAAGCAUCAAAACUUUUUUCUGCCCAAAUGAAACCUACAAUGACAUGGCCACACUCUUCUUCAACCCUCAGGAGUCAGCUAUCUUGCAGCUCUUCCACCAGGAUGGUACUUUCAGCCCAGUCACACUGUCCUUGUUCUUCCUUCUCUAUUUCUUACUCUCCUGCUGGACAUACGGGAUCUCUGUGCCCAGUGGUCUUUUUGUGCCAUCACUGCUUUGUGGGGCUGCCUUCGGACGCCUGGUCGCCAACCUCCUCAAAAGCUACAUUGGUCUGGAUCAUAUCUACUCGGGAACCUUUGCACUGAUCGGGGCAGCAGCAUUCCUGGGAGGAGUGGUCCGCAUGACAAUUAGCCUGACCGUCAUCCUAAUUGAAUCCACCAACGAGAUCACCUAUGGGCUCCCAAUUAUGAUCACCCUCAUGGUAGCCAAAUGGACAGGAGACUUCUUCAACAAAGGCAUCUAUGACAUCCAUGUGAACUUGCGAGGAGUACCUCUUCUGGAGUGGGAAACAGAGGUGGAAAUGGAUAAGCUACGAGCCAGUGACAUCAUGGAACCCAACUUGACGUAUGUCUACCCACAUACCAGGAUUCAGUCCCUUGUUAGCAUUCUGCGCACAACUGUCCAUCAUGCCUUCCCUGUAGUGACUGAGAACCGAGGCAAUGAGAGAGAGUUCAUGAAGGGAAAUCAGCUGAUAAGUAACAACAUCAAAUUCAAGAAAUCUAGCAUCCUCACCCGAGCUGGAGAGCAGCGCAAGCGUAGCCAGUCCAUGAAAUCCUACCCUUCAAGUGAAUUGCGUAACAUGUGUGAUGAGCACAUAGCAACAGAGGAGCCACCAGAAAAGGAGGAUCUGCUGCAACAGAUGCUAGAGAGAAGAUAUACUCCCUACCCCAACCUGUACCCUGACCAGUCUCCCAGUGAAGAGUGGACCAUGGAGGAACGCUUCAGGCCUUUGACCUUCCACGGCUUAAUCUUGCGCUCACAGCUCGUCACCCUUCUUGUUAGAGGUGUUUGUUACUCCGAGAGCCAGUCGAGUGCAAGUCAGCCUCGUCUGUCCCAUGCGGAGAUGUCAGAGGAUUACCCCCGCUAUCCAGAUAUCCAUGACCUGGACCUCACGUUGCUGAACCCUCGCAUGAUAGUGGAUGUCACCCCAUACAUGAACCCGUCACCCUUUGCUGUUUCUCCAAACACUCACGUGUCACAAGUCUUCAACCUGUUCAGGACAAUGGGACUCCGACAUUUGCCAGUUGUAAACGCAGUUGGAGAGAUUGUUGGGAUAAUCACUCGGCACAACCUGACCCACGAAUUUCUGCAGGCAAGACUGAGACAACACUAUCAGACCAUUUGA